AUGUCCGCCUCACCAACAAUUCUUCUCAUUGGCGCUUCACGUGGCCUUGGCUAUGCCAUGGCCGCAGAAUUCCUCCAAAAGGGGUGGAACGUCACCGGCACAGUCCGCGGAGACUCGAGGACAUCACUUCACGAGCUAGCGGAGAACUACAGCGGUCGGGUUGAAAUUGAGACCCUAGAUAUAUGUCAACCAGAUCAAAUCAAGUCGCUCGACAAACGCUUAUCCGGCAAGGUGUUUGACGCCCUUUUUGUGAAUGCCGGUACAACGAACAGUGACCAAACCCAAACAAUUGGAGACGUCUCCACCGAGGAGUUCAUACAUGUCAUGGUCACGAAUGCGCUUAGCCCCAUGCGCGUGGUUGAGGGCUUAGCGCAUCAUGUUGGCCCAACCGGUCUCAUUGGGGUAAUGUCAUCUGGACAAGGAAGCAUCAGCAACAAUGAAACGGGCCAGCGAGAGGUCUAUCGCGGCACGAAGGCGGCGCUCAACAUGUAUAUGCGAAGCUUUGCGGCUCGCCAGCCCUCAUCACGCCCAAUGGUGGUCAUGGCUCCGGGGUGGGUGAAAACCGAGUUGGGAGGCCCCGAUGCUCGACUUACGAUUGAGGAAAGCAUACCAAACUUGGUGAAUGUCAUUAUCGCGAAGAGAGAACGUCCAGGUCUCGAAUACCUUGACUACCUUGGUCGAACUGUGCCUUGGUGA
Molecule: messenger RNA, 696 nt
Organism: Penicillium olsonii
Lineage: Eukaryota; Fungi; Ascomycota; Eurotiomycetes; Eurotiales; Aspergillaceae
Source: the annotation of a GenBank genome assembly